This is a messenger RNA of Anopheles marshallii, 7641 nucleotides long. RefSeq names its product ectopic P granules protein 5 homolog (gene Epg5). Gene Ontology annotation, cellular component: cytoplasm. Gene Ontology annotation, biological process: autophagosome maturation. Lineage: Eukaryota; Metazoa; Arthropoda; Insecta; Diptera; Culicidae. The transcript has 13 exons. Bases 1 to 7641 code for a protein of 2546 amino acids. The record is from RefSeq and is a predicted model, not a curated record.
AUGGAAGCAGUGAAACCCAAAGCCAAGAAAAAGUCAAGCAGUAAAAAACCCCUACCGAAGCCACCUUCCGUUGAGUUGCAGGAAGUGGAACCUAUUGUUGAUUUAGCGUCAGAAGAGAGAGAGGGACCAGCCUCACCAUCACCAACAGUUUCACCACUGGUAUCGUUAUCGGAGUACGAUCAGCCGACGCAAGACAAAGAAAACCACCUUAGCAAGCAACCCGAACAAUCGAUUGUUCCAGAAGCUGGUGAAGACGCUCCAUCACAGGACAGUGGAAAAACACCAAUACACGAUGAAAAGACCGAUGCAGAAUUGUGCACCGAUUUCGCCCCAACUGCUCCUCCGCCAUGCGUUGCACCAAUCGCCACUCUAUCCCCCAUGCUGUAUCCGGAUCUGAGUCAGCUCAAACUGGAAGCAAAUAUCAGGCAAACGAUAGUUCCUGAUGCAACGAACGCGAUCAAACAGAGCUGUAUUAGUGUGCCGCGUACUCGCACACUGUAUCUACAGUGUAUCCAGCAAAUGGAGGACAUAUCCCUGCAGACCGACCGGGAGCAUCUAAACGCGCUGGAGCAACAGUUCGUGGUGUCAGAAAAUCCGCACGCUGUAGCUAAAGACCCGAGUGGCUAUCAUGGCGAUCUGAAUCUGUGCAUACAAUCGUACCGUGAUGCGUAUCAUAGCUACUGCGACAACGUUAAGAAGCAAGCGGUGACCCACCAGGAAAUUUCAUCCCUGCGCCAUUUAUGUUGGAACUUUAGGCAGGUAAAGUUCAGUGGGUCUGGAUUUUGUGACGAUGGACGAAUGGUGCAUACAUCACGUAAAAGCCGUGUUGCGUCGCUGAACCACGAAACGUGCAAGGAAAUGAAGAGUUCUAUGGCCUCCCUGGUGGAGCGAUGUGUCUCGAAGGCAAAGGAUGCGUUCAUACACCUGCACCACAGUCGCGCGAUGGUGGAGAAGAAUGUUUGUGAUCCACCGAAACCUGGUCAAGAUUGUACGCUUGUGUGGCGCAUUAAGCUACGCAUCGUUGGCAAUGCGUUGCGUAACGAGAUGCACCAGAACGGUUGUGACCAGGGGGAACAGUGCGAAUAUGUGCAGGAUUUACGCAAAUGGUUCCUGCAGUUGGGUACGCUGUUGCUACGAACCGGUAACGUUGAUGAUCGCGUUUGGUUGAUGUUUCACCUGUUACGAUUUCCCAACGGGAUCGGUACAUGGGCCCAUGUGCUGGUGCAUCCAAUUCCGUUCGCGAGCGUACAAUCGAGACAAGAGCUACCGGAGAGUGAAUUACAGGCUGUCCUCACAUUGAUACAUGUUCUUCUGCGACCGAUCAUCGAGCGACAAACAUUCCUUGCGCCGGUUGAGGAUAGUGCGGGACCGACACAAACACCCCACGGGAUCGGAACAUCGGCAGGGAAGCCCGGCGAUACCUUCGAAUGGGUUGAUAGCGACGGAGAGGACAGCGCCACAGACAACCGAAUCCGACCGAUCAAGGAGAGCGAUUUGCUGGCACUGCUCGAGCAAAUACCGUUUCAGCGACUGUUUGACACAAUUACUGCUCGUGCGAUGCAUCGUGUGCUAAGCGGAGAUGUAAAGCAACUUCCCACCACCGAAAUGUUGCGUCUGAUCACGUUCGCCAACAAGGUGGUCGCUAUACUUGGUGCCGGAUUGUCCACGUACGGUGGUGUCGCACGGUACAGCCAUUUUGUGCAACGAUUGGCACUGCUGAUAAACGAUACUGUAAAGUUCGUGAGUGACGUACUGCGCUUGUAUCGCGACUCGCAUGGUACGCAAGCGACGGAAGAAGUAGAGCUGGUACAGGUACAUUUCGAUACGCUCGUAUACGGUGCGGCACGCUGCAUCUACAGCGGUGGUGUAUCGCUAUCACGGCAUCUAUCCACACUGCCGUUUGCCUUACUGAGUUCACGCGCUUGCUGGUGGGUGUUUCGUUGUUUGUUGAACCGUAAUUUUAGCCUAAGUCCAGAUUUUGAGGCAGAUGGAAAACAUCUUUCACACACCUAUUGUACAGCAAUGGAACAGUUUGCCAGAGAGCUACCCAACGAGGCACCACACGAUCUAUACAAUGUGCUGAAACCGUUCGUAGAUCUAGCGCUCGCAAGAGAUUCAUCCUUUGAUCGGGAAUUUAUUGCUACUAUCACGAAAACAUUGUUUGAGCUGCUAGCAUCGGUUAGCGCCAACGAGAUGGUCUGUGCCGAGAUCAUAAUGGAGCAGAUACACAUUAUACUGGAGCAGAACUCGAUCGUGCUUUCGGUCCUAUUGGAAACGCUUUCCACGCACGAUACGCAACAAUCGCAAAUCACCGCUAAUGUUUGGCAAAUGAAGGGAACCAGGCUGUUGGAGGUGUUUAGUGGCAAAAAGAAGCUGGUAAUGCGCUGGCACCCAACAGAAACGGAUAUUUAUGUGUUGCUUCAGAUGUUGCUGAACUACGCACGUGCGCAUAUAUAUCAUAAGCUUGCGCUUGGACUGCUGAUGUACAUAAAUUAUGGCGACAUUAGCGAAUUAUGUGUGCCACUACAGAUUCAAACUCGCAUAGCGUACAGUGUCGUUGCAGCGUUUCGAAAGAACAAACCAGCAGCAAAAGUUGAUCCGGACAGUGCGGAAGGGAUGGAAAAUAAGAGCUACGAAGAGCGUUGCUUGUUCGUAUUGCUGCAGCUGCGAGUGCAUGCUCUCGAUCAACCGCUACACAUCGUGCGUCAUUUAAUGAGUGAUCCGUCCACUGCCGACCUCCAACACAUAGCUGCUCUCGACCAAUUCCCGGACGUGAAAGCGGCUAUUGACGAACGAUGUCCGGUGGCGUGCCUUACUGCCUUGCUAACCACCACCACAGGUCACUGGGUGCCUGUAUUCUGUCAGGAUGGAGUAAAUCUACUGAAACUACUUCUGGAGCAGCGAAAUCUCGAUACGAUUGUCGUACGGUGCCUUGAGCUUAUUAGCCUUCUGUUUAUCGAAUGCCCGCAAGCACUGUCCGGUAAUGAGCGGUUCAUCGCGCUACUCGCACAGCUCGUGGAGAGUGACGACGAACUAGACUGGGCGCGACACACCACCGAUGAGCAGCAGCAGUCCAGUUUCGCACAUGACCUGCUUAGUCAGGCAAAAAUUGGCAAAAUGGGAUCGAUGCUUGUUUCCCAAGCGGUGUCGUACUGGCGAUGUGGAUACGCUACUCCACCAUUGCUAAUCUGCAUGUGGUGUGAUUGGUUAACGCAACUAUCUAGCUGGACCAACAAUGCUAAGGUGUUGAGGUUGCUGAACGUACUAGCUGCCAUUUCAUUCGGUCACGCCGAAGCUUGGAACGCACUGCGCCACAAAAUGCGUCCAUUUUUCAAGUCACUGUCCCAGGCGAAACAAAAGCAACCCGGCAUACAUUCGCUCUGGUCGAAAAUCAUCGGUACAGAGCCACCGUUACUAUACGGCACACUGCCGAGUGAUUGUGUUGCGCUGGCACUGCUAGUGUACGGUAUCGAGCACCAACAGCUGGAACUGGAGACGGAACUGUGGACGAAGUUGUUGCGCAUGCUCAAACGAAACAAAGCCAUCAAGCUGGAUGCGGCACUCAGGGAGGUGAAUGUGCACUUGCGGAUACGUGAGGAAGAUUUCUGUCCCUCGGUCGAUUCGCUGGUGUUCUUUAAGGUUGCUCGAUUUUUGGUGCGUGCCAACGUCGAACAUCCGCUGUAUCUAGCUGUCUGUCAGUUGUUCUUUACCAUUUAUCUGACGCGCGUUACGGACGUUGGCGAUGAGGUGCACGGUGUUUCGGAUCGACUGUACGGUUACGAUACGACAUUAAUGGAGAAAAUGAAGCAAAAACUUUGCAAUCUAGAAUUGCAUUACCAUAACAUGCAGGAAACGAACAACGAUGCAAUCCCAAUGUUGCGACUGGUAAAAGCGUUUCAACUAUGGUUAAUUGAUACGGACCUUAAUCGUUUCGCCAUGGAUGAUGCCAUCAACCUACCUAUACAGUACGAUAAAGAUCACCUGCAAGCGACCCUUACUGGUGUUAAUGAAUGUUGGCCAGAGUGCUUGAAUCGACAGAGCACAUUAACGAUACACCGUAUCAUGACGGAGCGCUGGUACAAUCUCUACCGAGUGGUCCCGAACCCUCCAUCGGCAGAUGAUAAACCGCCUGCGAUCAAACAAUUACUCUCACCUGUGCAAGCAAUUCAACGGCGGUUGGAAAAUUGCUACACAAACCUGCCACAGAUACCCAUCACAGAAAGUAAUGCCGAUUCGCAAGAUCUUAUCGAUGCGCUGCAGAAACCCCCAAAUGUACGUGUGAAGCGUAUCACCGAGAGCUUACGAAUCGUAAAGCAGUUCAUUGACAAAACCUACUGGUCGCAGAAGGCGGAACUGGACCAACGCCAACACGAUCUGUGCGCGCUGUACCAGCAGCUGUACGUGAACGAGGACAAACAAAUCAUUGAGCAGGCGAAAUGCAGCAUACUGUACUGCACCGGUGCCGCAUCGGUGAAGUUACACACCAAAUGUGCUGCAAUAGACAAGACCGUAGAGGACCGUAUUGCCGGUAGGCUGAACGGGUUGCAAAUGUCGAUGAAGAUGGCCAUCAACAUACCGCCUUACAUAAUGAAACACACUAUUUUGCUGCGGGAGCUGUGGAACAGCCUGUUCAUAGACUACUGUACGGAGACGGAACAGGUAACGGUACAGGUACUGAAUGGCGCCAUCCGUACAAUGUUGCGCACGCUGCUCCACGAAGUGUCCGAUGCUAACUUCGUGCCACCGUUAACGUUUGUGGUACGAUUUAGUAUGGAUACGUACAAAAGUGAUCUUACGAAUUUACUGCUUGAAGAGGUGUGUCAGCUGUUUGCCGGUGCGGUGGAGGAUGGUCGAAAACCAUCCAACGUAAUCGUUGCGAUGCUGGACAAUAUUCGCAUACCGGUACGGGCACUGCUGCAGGUGUACAGUCAGCUGGUGAAGCAAAAGCACGGCAAUCUGGAAAGGAAUCUGUUUGUGGAACUGUUCGAUGAAAAGCUCAAUCUAUAUGGUUGGCUAAUGGAGCAUAAUGUAACAACUGAGGAUGUGGAUCAGUUUGCCAUGCUAAUAGUGAUUGGGCUUCGCACAUCACACGCGACGGAUAGCGUUAGUCUGGUCCGUUCCGAAGAGCAAGCCGAAACGGAUAAGCGAUUUUGCAAGCUGUUAAUUUCCCAUCUGGUGCUUCUGGCCAAUAGCACAUUUCCGCAGCAUUUCGGUAAAAUGGUGCAGCACACCUUAAACGCAUACUCGGAAUUUCCUACACUGCCGCCGAUGAUGUUGCUCGAGCUGUUGAAUCUGCUCCGCUCCAGGGCGCUACUUUGCGAUCUCCAACUUGGGAUGCUGGAGAACUCACUGCAACAAGCACAUAGCCAAUUUGCCGACUCAAACAGGACAGAACCGGUGCUGAGUGUGAAGGUGUUGGAAUAUUUAAUGGUCACAGUGACGGAACACUUUGCACGGCAGCAUGAUAUGGCGUACCCAUGGAAUGGUAUAUACAGACGGCACGGUGCGUAUGUGGAGGUGCUUGGAAUGCUGCUGGGUAUGUUUUCGUACAGUUUACUUGCGUACGGCGUGAAAUUCAAUCGGAACCGGCCUGAUGUGUGCGAUCAUCUGCUGCCAGUCGUUUGCCGCAUGUUUGAACCAUGGGUUGUACCGUACGGAGCAGCUACGUCCACUCAACCGGUUGGUUUGUCAUCGACCUUCAGUUACACCAAAUCAGCUGCAGCAUCCGGCAACGAAUCGUCGCGACAUUUUAACAACGAUAAAGCCAAGUGGAUGUUUUCCGCGUUGCUGCACACGAUCGAAUACGCAAUCGAGAAGGUGGCUGACGAUUGUAGCCAAAUACUGUUUUACUUCCUGAACUGGUAUCUGGAGUGGUUCGUCAAUCCUCAGAUGAUGAUUUCCGCCCUGUACGUGUAUAACACGCUCGUGCUGGAUCUGCCCUGGGAGCGUUUGCAGCCUUCCGAAAUGUUGAUCGAGCGGAUGCACAGCCUACUGGAACACAACAGUCCCGAGUGUCAUGAAUUUUUGGCUUGUGUGUUUGUACGCUGCUGCUGGCAGGAAGAGAAGCACAAACCAGUGCCAGCCUGGUUGCAACGAAACCAUGCCUCAACGCUGGCCAUCUGCGUACGUAUUGCCUACGAACCGGUGAUACGGUCCGAAGCCAAACUACGCACUGCGAUGGUACGACUGUUGCAGUAUUUCGCACGCCUGUCAUGGGAAACACUGCACGUGGCUGAACUAACACCCGCACUGGAUUGGUUCGUCAUGACCGCGGAAGCGGAUAGCAUGCUGCGCACACCCAAAUCACCGUGUCGUGAGCUAGACGACGCACUGCUCGAAUUCCUUGAAAUCGUUGCCGGAAUGCGUUUCAACGAAGCCAACCGGCUUGUUUCGGGUGGUAUGCAACUGCUAAAACGUAAACUUUACAUCAGUGUCGCCGUGCGAAUGUUGAUAAACGCCGGCAGAGCAUCCGGUAUGGUGGCAACCGUUAAGCCCGAGCUAGCCGGAUCCGUACGGCAGUUGCUACGUACGAUAGGGGUUGUGUUGGAAGGUUUACCACUAGCACGGGACACUGGUACCACCGACUGCCCACGUUCAACCGAGACACGUGCCAUGACAGUUGAGCUGCUGACGAGUAUCAAAAAGUGGCAAACGGAGUACACGUUAAGUCUUUUUAUAGAUGAACUUAUUCACAUGCUGGAAACCGAUACCAAUGCACGGCUAUUGACACGAUACGUGCUCGAGUUAGCAUCGCUGUUGGACAGUCCUGCAGUACCUUGGCUUCGUUUGCUUGAGAAGGCUGUCGGCCAUAGUUUGUGUCCCAACGGAACGGUCUUUGCUUCCACAUGGCUGCAAAUAUUAAAUGCCAUCGGGUAUACGGCAAUCGAACGGUGGCAAAAUGAGGUGCUGUUACAAAAUUGUUUUCCAUUGUGCCUGGAACUGCGCUUCCUUCACCGCUGGGCAAAAGAACGGUGCGACCCGGUAGGUCAGCUCAGGUGUUUGAAUCAACUGCUAGCAACGCUGUCCGAGCUAAAAAUCAGCGAACCAGUCGAGUAUCAACUUUAUCCGCUUUGGUGCACCCUAACCUACAGCCUGGUCACGAUGCAACCGGAACCGGAUGCAGCGUUCCGUACCGCAAUCGGGCUGUUCGGUACGGUUAGUGAGAACAGCACAUACGGGGUGGUGGGCAUGUUGAAGAAAAUACUCUGGAAGGAUAAACAAACAAACACCCGCAUCAGUGCCACUCGCUGUCUGAUCGGGUGUGCGUUUGCCGUACUACUCGCACAGGUUUAUGCUCGUCGCGCACCCAAACAAACGUCCGACACGCCCGAAACCGACGAUUAUAGCGAUACCGGUAAUGGCGCUGCGGAACCAUUCACGCUACCGAAGCUGUGGAGCGCACCGGAAAAACGAGCCACGCGCGAAAGAAUCCUGUCCGCGGCGAUGGAACAUUUCAAAAGCACAUGCGGUGCAUCCGGGCACAAAGACUACCACGGCCGGGUUAUUGCGAUCGUAGAAACGGUUUGUGGGACGGAUGAACCGUACCGUAUCUUUCAGCACGCCAAAGAUGUGAUCCUUUUGCUAGAUAGCCGACCGGAACCAUUGCUUAACACGCUCCUGGAAGCGAUUGCCACGCGAUAG